AUGAUGUCUUAUCUUAAGCAACCGCCUUACGCAGUCAAUGGGCUGAGUCUGACCACUUCGGGUAUGGACUUGCUGCACCCCUCCGUGGGCUACCCGGGGCCCUGGGCUUCUUGUCCCGCAGCCACCCCCCGGAAACAGCGUCGGGAGAGGACGACGUUCACUCGGGCGCAGCUAGACGUUCUGGAAGCGCUGUUUGCCAAGACCCGGUACCCAGACAUCUUCAUGCGGGAGGAGGUAGCGCUGAAAAUCAACUUGCCCGAGUCCAGGGUGCAGGUAUGGUUCAAGAAUCGAAGAGCCAAGUGCCGCCAACAGCAGCAGCAACAGCAGAAUGGAGGUCAAAACAAAGUGAGACCUGCCAAAAAGAAGACAUCUCCAGCUCGGGAAGUGAGUUCAGAGAGUGGAACAAGUGGCCAAUUCACUCCCCCCUCUAGCACCUCAGUCCUGACCAUUGCCAGCAGCAGUGCUCCUGUGUCUAUCUGGAGCCCAGCUUCCAUCUCCCCACUGUCAGAUCCCUUGUCCACCUCCUCUUCCUGCAUGCAGAGGUCCUAUCCCAUGACCUAUACUCAGGCUUCAGGUUAUAGUCAAGGAUAUGCUGGCUCAACUUCCUACUUUGGGGGCAUGGACUGUGGAUCUUAUUUGACCCCUAUGCAUCACCAGCUUCCUGGACCAGGGGCCACACUCAGUCCCAUGGGUACCAAUGCAGUCACCAGCCAUCUCAAUCAAUCCCCAGCUUCUCUUUCCACCCAGGGAUAUGGAGCUUCAAGCUUGGGUUUUAACUCAACCACUGAUUGCUUGGAUUAUAAGGACCAAACAGCCUCCUGGAAGCUUAACUUCAAUGCUGACUGCUUGGAUUAUAAAGAUCAGACAUCCUCAUGGAAAUUCCAGGUUUUGUGA
Cynocephalus volans (Philippine flying lemur) is the source of this 894-nucleotide messenger RNA. RefSeq names its product orthodenticle homeobox 2 (gene OTX2). Gene Ontology annotation, molecular function: RNA polymerase II cis-regulatory region sequence-specific DNA binding; DNA-binding transcription factor activity, RNA polymerase II-specific. Gene Ontology annotation, biological process: regulation of transcription by RNA polymerase II; multicellular organism development. Bases 1 to 894 code for a protein of 297 amino acids. Lineage: Eukaryota; Metazoa; Chordata; Mammalia; Dermoptera; Cynocephalidae. The record is from RefSeq and is a predicted model, not a curated record. Gene Ontology annotation, cellular component: nucleus. The transcript is spliced from 3 exons.